UUGAUUGAAUUAAAUCUUUUUUAAAAUGCACCUGUUUAAGGCAAUGUCCAAAGGUAGGGUCUUUCAGGUUAAUGUGUUGGUACGACAUUCACGGAAAGUUGGCUGCAUUGGUCGAAUUCCUUUGUUGUUAUUUCAGCAGGGAAAAGUUUGUUUGUUUAUUUGUGAUGAAAAGUUGAACACAAGCCAUUUUAAUGGUUCAAUCUCCAUAGUUUCAUGUGAACCCUUUGAAUUGUCGAGCACAUCAUGAAGUGAUAACCGAUCAGAAAAUGGCAGAAGAAGUGAAACCUGAAGUAAUCAAGAAAACCCAAGAUUCUUUGAAAAGACACAUCAAAAAGCCACCGUUAACUGAGAAGCUUUUAAAGAAGCCCCCAUUUCGGUUUUUGCAUGACAUUAUUACCAGUGUCAUACGAGAAACCGGCUUUCUCAACGGAUUGUUCAGUCAAGAAGAACUCAAUCAUGAGAACAUAAAAGACAGGGAUGGCAAAAUUGCAUUCCUGGACAAGCUCAUCAGUGCCGUCAAAAUAAUCACAGGCAUUCCUCUCUCCGUUCGAGCGACUAAGAUUGUUGCCGGCCACGAAGCAACUAAGACUAAUGAGCUCCUUCAAGCUAUUGGGCAUGCUUUAGAUAAGAAACUUGACUCAAAAGAUGUCGCCCAGCAGUUGAGAAAGAAGGGUAAUAAAAAAUCUGAUGCCUCUGAUAGCAAAAAAUCAAGCCCAAGAGAAGCAAAGCAAGGCAGCGAAGCCUCGAAAGAAAGGGCUGUGAAUCAACCCGAUGAGAGUUUGGAUAAGAAGAAGCACUCUAGCAACAAGCAAGUCAAAGAUGUACCUGCAUCUAGUCAAGAUGAGCCCACAGAAAAGAAGAAACGCUCAUCUUCAACAUCUAAGUCAAAACCAAAGGAUACAAGUAAAGCAGCCAGGCCAAAGAAGGAUGGUACUCGGCAAGAGACCAAGUCAGACCCACAGAAAGAAUCUGAAAACAACAACGAGCCCGAUGCCAGUCAGAUAGAUGUGCCAUCAGCUACCAAACAAGAAUCUGCCACUGCUCGCAAUGGUACAGCUGAACCUGAAAGGAAGAGGCCCAGCUCAGCAUCAAGGCGACCCUCCAUUUCCAGACAGCAGUCGGAAGGUCAUAGCCAGGAACACCAAAGAGAACAGCAACCUCAAUCUGCCGCUACCGCAGUGCCGCCUGUGCCUGUAAAAAAUGAUUCUCAAGAUUCUCUGCAUGAAAACGGUACUUCACUGACAUCACUUCCACCACUGACAUCCGAACCAGCAAAAGGCCAAGCCGCUCAACCACCUGCUCCAGCUGCUCGAGCUCCCUCUGCCGCACCUGCACCUGUCCAGGCUCCAGCCCCAGCGGCGCCAGCACCAGUCCCCCUAGCCAGGCCAAGAACAGCUGCUCGAGUUGGAAGUGCACGCCCAGGUGCACCAAGAGUACGCAAUAGAGGGGAAGCGGUAGUGGUUUCAGAGGACCUGAUUAAACCAGCUCCUGUCAACCUUAUUGUAGAAGAUGACAAUGCAAAACAACAAAAUGAUGAUGAAGAUGAGAAUCUUGUUGUGGUUGAAAAUGCAUCUCUGGAUGGACCUGAAAGUAUUCAGCCAUCAGCACCUGUUUUAUCCCGUCCAUCCAGUCAGCAGGGUCACUUGGUGGCUCAGAUACUUGAAACGCAAAAAGAAUUGGAAGUGGGGGCAACUAUUGCAGAAAAUGGUGACGUUCAGCAAUUCCACACAGAAAUUGAAUGGGAAGCUGGAAAAAGAAGAGAAAGAGAAACAGCAGUCAAAGAAGUCGAUCGCAUGCGCACUCUGAUUCAGACCUUAACAAGGGCUGCUCACCCGUUAGGAAAAUUACUUGAUUCUCUGCAGGAAGAUGUUGACAAUAUGCAAAGAGAGUUGACUCAAUGGCAGAACAUGCAAGUGAGUUUGGAACAGCAGUUGCAAGUGGAAGAAACUCUCAGUACUCAAGCUUCACAGCCUCUAAAGGAACAAUUAAAGCAAUUACAACAAGCUGUUCGCUCUCAGCUUGACCAAAUUGGCUCAGCAAAAUCAAAUAUUUUUAAUAAUGAUGAUCGAAUUAAGCGCCUACUUACAGGUGGUUUGACAUAAAAACUGUUCACAAUGACUCUCCACCGGUGUAAAUUGUUUGGAUUUUGAGCACUACUUUAUGUUUGGUUAGUUUGAACAGAGUCUUAUAUAAAUGUUAGUAACUUGGAAAGAUCAAUUUUAUUUAGCACACUCAUAUAAGAGUAUCAUGUAUUGUGUUUACAAAGUUAAAAUAAAUACAAAGACAAAGAUUUUCUUAUCGAA
Messenger RNA from Thrips palmi, 2303 nucleotides. RefSeq names its product TRAF3-interacting protein 1 (gene IFT54). Gene Ontology annotation, cellular component: ciliary basal body; centrosome; intraciliary transport particle B. The transcript has a single exon. Gene Ontology annotation, molecular function: microtubule binding. The record is from RefSeq and is a predicted model, not a curated record. Lineage: Eukaryota; Metazoa; Arthropoda; Insecta; Thysanoptera; Thripidae. Bases 267 to 2102 code for a protein of 611 amino acids. Gene Ontology annotation, biological process: intraciliary transport; regulation of microtubule cytoskeleton organization; cilium assembly.